AUGUCUUCUGUGGUAGAUUGCCUUCUGUCCCUUAGGGCAUAUGUGGAGUCUGCAGAAGAUGUUAUUAGUGCUUCAAGCUCACCGUCUAAGAGUGGGUAUUUGUCGAGGAAGAGGUGGAAAUUCAUAGAAGUCGAUAAAAUAGACAGCACAGACGUAUCCAGAGGCGAUUCUUCUCAAAGUGGGCAAAAUUCUCCAGCUAUAGGAGAGGGGAAGCGCAGGAACGUUUCAGAUUUGAAAUUUCAGGGUGUUUUGAGAAACUCUGUGACAUCAGGUGUGCUAAUGUUUUCCAUUGAUUAUACUCAUCGUCACUUACAUCUUGUCUUUAGCUAAUCAGGGUCAUUGGUGACUCAAGACAGUACAUAAUGUUUAGGUCACUGUGGAAGAAAAUGCAAAGGACUCAUUCUUGAGUCACUUGAGACAGUACCAUUGUCAAAGUUUCCAUAGGUGGAUAAUGUGGUCUGAACAUGCUGCUUAGGUUUCUAAUUUUGGUGAUUAAAAACCAAAUUACUGCCCCAGGGAUUUGCUCCAUGUGCACUUUCGUAACAUUCUUCGGCUUGUAUCUCCUGAGCCAAAGAAAACCUUUUGUCAAGUAGAAGAUGAUGAGGGUGAAAUGCCAGAAAGUAGGAUACUAUUGAUUGACUUUGUCAAUGUAAAGAGGCGUUCCGAAUAUAUUAGGAUUUUGUCGUUCAUCUCUUGUCAAUUUAUUACAUUCGCUUGAGAUGCAAGAUAAAAACACAGUUCCAUUCAUCUCGAAAAUCUACAUACGUGAUUCUUGUGGAAAUGUCCAGUUUGUUAGUAACUCAAUCAACAUCAGACCAGUUGCUUCUAUAAGAAUUAUAAAUAGUUAGGGAACCUAGAUUUUACUGGCACUUUAAUCCUUGUAUCUUAAUUUACAACUGUGUAGAUAGGUGCUCUCUGUAUUCUCAUAUGAAUGGCUUAAGGAAUUUUGGAUUCGAUCAUAAGAUUCCUUUUUUUAAAAAGAACUCUGGAGAUUGCAUGUGAUAGAAUCGGGGCAAUCUGGUGCUAGAAUAUAGCUAUGAUGGUUUUCAGUCUAUGUUGAUGGUUUUUUUGAACUUUUCAAAUUCAUGAAGUACUUUCACUUUACAUCAGUGAAAUGAUAUGAUAUGAUAUGAUGAUUCUUGACCAUUUUACUGAUGGAUAUGCUUCUAAACGGAUUACGGAGCAUUCAAAAUUGUGUGCAUAUGUAGCAUGAAUUACAUGUUUUACCUUUCUGCAGAAUCGGCCUCUGCAUUGUUACACCAUGUUGGAUACAAGUUUCAUGAGGUUUUCCAACUAAAACAAGGGCGCUACUCAGAACUUUCUGCUUCCAAGAUUUCAGAAAUGAUGAAAUCAAAUGGAUUAGAUGUAUGCCAUUUGCUCUGAUUUUUGUCCUUGUUAUCCUCCGUGUGAAAACCUUGAUCUUACAUGUUUUUAUUCUUGUUAUCUUUCUGCUUGCAGAAUGCACCUACUCAAUCACUUUUGAGUGUUGUGAAUGGGAUUCUCGAUGAAAGCAUUGAGCGGAAGAAUGAUGAGAUACCUCAUGUAUGCUAGCUGAUUUCCUCUAUAGCUAGUUUUCUCUUCUUGAAUGACAGUUACAUUGCUGUUAUUUUUUUACUUGUUACUAUCUGUUCUCCCUUAAUUUUACAUGUUUCUGAUGCUUUUUCCUGUAGCGUGUUGCUUGUUUACUAAGGAAGGUUGUGCAAGAGAUAGAGAGAAGGAUUUCAACUCAAGCAGAGCACAUAAGAAAUGUAAGAUGUGGCUGAACAUCUAUUAUUCCCAAAAUAAUAAGAUUUGACGUUAACAUAUUGUGCCAUUUGCAGCAAAAUAAUCUCAUUAAAGCACGUGAGGAGAAGUAUCAAUCAAGAAUUAGAGCAUUGGAAACACUUGCAACAGGAACAAGUGAGGAAAGUCAGGUAUGCGCCUUAUUAUCAAACUAUUAUAGACGUUACAUUUUUCGGAUUAUUCUUAGAGAUUUGACGCAAAAAUGUCUUUUGUUGCAGAUGGUGACAAACCAACUCCAGACAAUUAAGGUUCUCUGAGUGUGUCUUUCAUCAAUUACUUGGUUGAUAAUACCUUAUUCGUUUGAAUACAUUAGAACUAAAAUUUUCAAUGCACAUCUUCCAACUUUAAUUACUGUUGGGUAAUCGAAUAAUUUACUCUAUAGCCUCUUUUACCAUGCGGCCAUGCAGUAAUGACUUUGUUUCUUCAUAUCUUUUUGGGGAAAUAUCAUGAUUACUAGUUUCUUCCAGAUUGGGAUACGCAUAUCUUGUAUAAUAUUUAGGUACUACAAAAUAUCUGAUGGGGUUGUUUAUGCUGUCUUCGUGUUUUAGAUAAGGCUGUGGGCCACAAUAGAAUGCUCUUAUGCUCUUAUGGUGAGAGUAAAGUAGGCUUGGGUUCGGAUUCUUCAAACACUUUUCUGAUGUUGUAUUUAAUCCAAAAAAAGCAAUUCCGAUAUAUUUGCCUUGUUGGUGGUGAAUGUAAUUUUUUAUGAAUCAAAGUUGAAACAAGGAGUAAAAAGGAAGGUGAGAAUGUCAAAAAUAAUGCUCUUUAUCUACUUGGGUAGUGGGAGAUUCCUGAGGAGUCUCUGACCUGUGGGUAUGGGUUGGUCUUCUGUUCAUACUGCCCUUCUUCUCCAUAUCUAGAAUGGUAUGUAAGUAACCUAACAAUGACAAUACGGAAAUGUGUUCUGAUUGAGAUGUCUAAGGUGAGAAUAAGGGUUAGUUACCUCAACAUUGUGCUCUUUAGAUCACUUAUUCUUCUAGGUUAUCGGUGGAUUCCAACUGUGUUCCAGCCUAGAUAUCACAGACACCCUAGGCCUCUGUGCCUGUGCCACUGCCAUGGUUGCUUUUCUAGCAAAGAUUGCCGAAUUUUUCCUUUCAAUUAUCAUGUUGCUUGCUGAUAGACGUUUGCUCUCUUGCAACUGGUGGGAAUCAACUCAUUAUCGUUGAUCUCUGAAAAUGACUGGCAAUGACUUCAUUGUUGCUUUACCUUUGGUAUUUGUUAUUCAUAAAUGGUUUUUUCUGAAAGGGUAAAAUAUUUUCACAUAGCAUUUCGGAGGAGAAUUGGCAUUGCACCUUGUCAAUAUGGCUCUUUCUUGAAACUUGCUUUCCCUCUGUCAUCGAAAUGAGUUUUACUUCUGCAUCAUACUUGUCAUUCUCUAGUCGAUGUUAAUAAAUUUUGUUAGACUUCGGCGCCAGACUUUAUCAAACCUAAAAUCAGACCUUAGAUAACUUGUCUGGUUGGAAUGACGUUAUUUCAGGUUUUCUAAUGAACAAUACUUCUUUGUAUAGCAUAGCCAGAUUUAAUGUGCGUUGGCCAACCCAAAAAUGGUCUGCAGACUUUUUAAUUCUCCUCUGAUCACUUGUUGAUGCAUUAUACUCUAAAAAUACAUAUUCACAUCAAUGCAUCAUCUCCGAAUCGAUAGUCUGAUUCUUGGUCAAUCUCAAAGCAAUCUGAACCAAUUGUUGGUUAUCCAGAUGCGGGAUCUGAUUAUAUGGUUCAUUGAAUGCCAUUCAUUUUUUUACGGAUUAGUAGACUAUCAGCACCAGCCUUCAAAGCUGUGUUAGCUUUAACUUAUUCAUAUCUAAUUUCCAGCUGGACCAUCUUAACUUUUCAAAUGAUAAUUUUUAUCUUGUAUUGCUGACAAAACUUUAGAAAGGAUGCGGGAAAAAACAACUCAUAUCAGUCAUUAACUUCUACCGGUUAGCACAUCUUGUGUUAACCUAGUUUUGAAGAUCACUUGGAUGAGUGAAUAUACCAUCACUUUACACGUACGUGAGUGACUAAAUGACAGCCUUAAAAUUCCGUCAUAUUGUUUCGCUAUGGAUAUUAUUUCAAAUAAGGCAUAGUAAUUAUUUGAAUUGUUUGUGAUUUUGAGAUGAGCAGCCCCGGCAACAAGCUGAUGAUUGCAUUUCAUUUAUCUUCUCCAUUAGAUUUAUUCCCUCCGUAGUGUUGGAAAUGCUUUUUCCUCGUCAUUUAUAUAGUUCACUUACUUUCCAGACAGAGAAGAUUAAACUUGAAGAGAGAAAGAAACAUGAGGAACAAGAUCGCUUCAGGCUGUCAAAAGAAAAGGAGAACAGUGACCUCAUGGUUACCGAACUUAAGCAGGAGAUGGAAAGGAAGAGUAAAUCAUAUGAACAACAUUCUAUGCUGUUAGAGAUGAAAGCGAGAGAAACUCAAGCUGAGCUGGAAGAGAGAAUAAAAGAAAUAGAGGUCCUUCUGCAACAAUCUAGACAGAGAGCUGAAGAAAUCAAGGCAGUUGCUGAAUCAAAAGUUCAGAGCUGGAAUACGAAAGAGCAGAUAUACAAGAAUUUUCUUGGCUCUCAACUACAAGCACUUCAGGUCUGGAUUUUUUUGUCAUGUUUAUGUAAGUUUCUUGUCCCUGUCUGAAACGGAAAGGCAUGGCAGGGCUUGAGAGUCUCUUCCAACUCCGUGAGAAAUGAAGUUAUGAUCGUACAAAGGACAUGCGAGGAUGAGUUUAAAAGCCUGGGUAAGAUGGAUUUUGAAGGCUUUUCUUCUUCUUCUUCUAUGCUAAAUGAAAAUCUAGAUUUGCUGAUACUAUUUGCUUGCUUUCGUUUUGCAAAGGGACAAUGUUCAAAGGAUUAGCAGAAGCUGCUGAGAAUUAUCAUUCUGUUCUUGACGAAAAUAGAAAGUUGUUCAAUGAGGUUCAGGAACUGAAAGGUGUUGGUCACAGUCGAUAACGUCCUGGAAGUUUGAUUAUGAUUACCUUUCACUCACUGUUUUCUUUUCAUCUCUUGGCUAGGUAAUAUAAGGGUAUAUUGUCGCAUAAGACCAUUCCUUCCAGGUCAGAAUAAAAAGCUAUCGACUGUGGACUAUAUUAGUGAGAAUGGUGAACUGCUGGUUGUCAAUCCUUCCAAGCAAGGGAAAGAUGGUCACCGGAUGUUCAAGUUCAAUAAGGUUUUUGGUCCUGCUGCUUCUCAAGGUGCCUAUCUUCACAUCUCCUUCAUUACGUUUUCUUCAAAAAAAAAUUUCGAACAAUAACCUGACGUUGUUCUUCCAUAUGUGAAGUUAUAAAACCUUAGAUUUUUGAGAUCCCUUGGUGAAAUUUUGCACUCAUCACUCUGAAUUGUUCAAACUUUGGCAGAGGAAGUAUUUUUGGACACAAGACCUUUAAUACGAUCAGUUCUUGAUGGCUACGAUGUUUGCAUCUUUGCUUACGGUCAAACUGGAUCAGGGAAAACCUAUACAAUGGUACGGAUAUUACCUUUUUUGAUUUAAAAAACCAGCUGAAUCGAGUUAGAAAAAACUAGGCUUUGAUGCCUUCUCAACCUGUUCUUUUCUAGGACCAGGCCAACCCAGCCAUCAUCUGGUUUCUAACUUCUGGCUUCCAAUUUCUUUCACGCCUACUGCUUAAUGGUUAAACUUAGUCUCAUUCAGCUAUGCCUGGUGGUAAUUCUACGCUUUGCUUUUUUUCCAGAGUGGUCCUGAUGCAUUAUCAAAAGAGGAGUGGGGUGUUAAUUAUCGUGCUUUAGAUGAUCUCUUUCAUAUAUCUCGGAAUAGAAGAAAUACUAUCAGUUAUGACAUUGCUGUCCAAAUGGUCGAGAUAUACAACGAGCAAGUUCGUGAUCUGCUAUUAAGUAAUGGCAUGCAGAAGAAAUAUCCUUUAUGUCAGUAGACUUCUUUAUUUACCGCUUUGCUUUUUUUGUUAUGGAUUUGAGAUUACUUCCAAUUUAGGUCAUUUAAUCUUCGGCUUGCACAUUUGGUGAUUUCGAUUUUUUUUGUUUUUAUUAUAUUUCAUUUUAAGUGUAUUUUCCUUAAGUUGGACACAUUAGGAAUUUGGAGCAGUUCCCAGCCCAAUGGCCUUGCUGUUCCCGACGCAAGCAUCCAUUCGGUGAAAUCUACCGCAGAUGUCCUUGGCUUAAUGCAGCUUGGCCUAGCAAACAGAGCUGUGGGCGCCACUGCUUUAAACGAAAGAAGUAGCCGGUCUCACAGGUUUCCCUUCCGCGAAUCCAACUAUUUCAUGGGAACCAUUUCUACGAUUUCAUAUGAUUUUCAACUGUUUUUCCUUUGCCCGUUGUUCUUGAUUGCAGUGUCCUUUCCGUUCAUGUUCGUGGACUGGACAUGGAGACUGGGGCUUCCUUACGUGGAACUCUUCACUUGGUAGAUCUUGCUGGGAGUGAAAGAGUUGAUCGCUCUGAGGCAACUGGAGACCGGCUAAGAGAAGCCCAACACAUCAACAAGUCCUUGUCUGCUCUCGGGGAUGUCAUUUUCGCACUGGCUCAAAAGAGUUCUCAUGUGCCAUACAGAAAUAGCAAACUGACCCAAGUUCUUCAGACUUCUCUCGGUAUCUCCUUUGUGCUUCUCUCUCUGCUGCUUGAAGUCGGUGAUCAUGUUUGUCUUUUUUCACAUGCCAUAAUUCUAUUUCAGGUGGUCAGGCAAAGACCCUUAUGUUUGUACAGAUUAAUCCAGAGGCAGAAUCAUUCUCUGAGACUGUCAGCACGCUCAAGUUUGCUGAAAGAGUCUCUGGCGUUGAGUUGGGUGCUGCACGGAGCAGCAAAGAGGGCAAGGAUGUUAGAGAACUGAUGGAACAGGUCUGGACAUUGUUUACUGCUAUAUAACGUUAGUUGUCCCGACUAAGUCAUCUGGUACUCAAAAGCUGCUUCUGGGGCACCCUUUGAGUUCUCUUACCAUGAAUGGAAACUGCUACUGACUAGUGUUAAACUUCUCUAGAAAAGGCAAGUUACUAUGCAGAAUCUCAAUCUCUCCCUGCUCCAACCUGAAAUCUGUAAUGUUUCACCUUUCCAUUGAUUUCUUCACUGGAAAUGGUUGUUACUCCACUCGCUUGCAUCCCGUUCAGAGCCCGAGAACCACACUUUUCAGCAUUCAACGACUCUGUAAACUUUCUAUCAUCUCCUUUUCUUUAUUUUUUUUUCUUUUGUGGUCUUGGAUCUUCAUGAACAGAGAAUAUGCCUUCUGGGUAACUCCAUUUCUUCGGAUUAUCCUCGCAAAUCUUGUUAACACCUCAAACAUGUUCUUCAAUCCGCAAGUAGAGAGAGACUUUUGUCUUUUUAGCUUUCUGCAACUGAAAAGGAAAAAUGUGCUUGCUGUUCUAUCAUCUUGAUGGCUCCAGAAGCAUGCCAUCAGUCUCUGAUAUGAUCCAUCCGCCAUCGUGAUCUAUGCAGUUUUAUGUUUCAUAAGCUCAUCCCGUUCUCGCAGGUGGCAUCCCUCAAGGACAUGAUUGCUAGAAAAGAUGAGGAGAUUGGGCAGCUACAACUGCUCAAGGAUCUGAAGACUCAGCCCCUGAGAAUUGAGAAGCAGGCUAUGAACUCCCUGAGACAUUCAUCCUCCUCUCCUGGGCAGCUGUCGCUCGGCGGAAGCCGCAAGCUGGUGGGUAGAAAUCACGGAGGGCUCUCUGACAAAGGAGCUUCUGACUGUGAUAAUACUUCAGGCGACAGUGAUAAGCUCUCUGAGACUGGUUCUCUGCAAUCGAUGAGUGAUUUCGGCAGGCAGAAGGAAGCAUUCUGUCCUCCGAAGCAGGCUGGAGAGAGUGAUCAUCUGGGCUCCGGCUCUGCUGAUUCUGAGGAGAGAGUGAGCGACAUGUCUGACGGCGCCCUUUCCAUGGGAGCAGAGACAGACGGAUCAGUCUCCGAAUCCAGCAAGCCUAUGGAGUUCACAGAGAAGAUGUAA
Molecule: messenger RNA, 7647 nt
Organism: Spirodela intermedia
Lineage: Eukaryota; Viridiplantae; Streptophyta; Magnoliopsida; Alismatales; Araceae
Source: the annotation of a GenBank genome assembly